CACUGCUGGCAAUGGCAGGCUCUUGUCUGUCAUCUGGUGGCAGUUGGGUCAGUAGCAGCUUUACUUGCAGACAGGGAACAAGGUGUGUUUAAUGUGACGAGCAUGGCCGGGGCUUGUGAGAAAAGGCAGCAGAGAGGUUCUGGCGAGCGGAGUGGGACCCAGCCUCAGUUCAUCAGUGGCUCCAGUAAUGGAUCCACCACUAAAAGCACCACCAUCCGCCUUCGGGACAUUUAUGAUCCCAAGCCUCAGCCUCCCAAAGCCCCAGUCCGGAUCCGCCCCCCAGGUCCCAGAGCUCCCCCAGUGAAGGAACUCAGCUUAAAGCACAGCUUGUCGAGUGAUCCUCCAACCAAGGCGAUCAUGAGGAGACGCGCUCAGUCUCUUCCUUCAUCAGCAGAGAGGAAGAAGGAACUUAGGAGCCUGCAGGUUCGCUUCGUGGACUCACUGGGCCUCGAGUUAGAGGAAGUUAAAGUCUUCAAGGUUCAAGAGCACCCCCUGAUACCCCACCAUGUCAUGUUCAGACUGCUGAUGAGCUCUGAACUGGCAUAUGGGAAGUCAUUGGAGCUGUCCCUGCCUUACUUUAAACCAUGUUUCCCUGAGAAUAUGGGAGCUCAGCCAGACUUCCUGAAGCGUCUCUGCACUCAGAGUGUGUGUCUGGAGCAGGUCCUGUGUUCAGAGCAGGGGAUAACAGGCACCAUACAAGUGCUUAAUUUAGCCUAUGAGAAAGAGGUCACAGUGCACUACUCUUUCACCAACUGGAGAACACUCACACAAACAACAGCAUCCUGGGUAUCAAGCGGGUACCGUGCCGAGUGUGAAGCUCCAGAGACAGAUGUCUUCAGAUUUCGUUUGCCUGUCCCACCCUUCAUUUUGGAGCCAGGAGCCAUUUUAGAGUUUGCCAUCUGCUACCAUGUAAAAGGAUCUACUUACUGGGACAACAACAAUGGACACAAUUACAAACUGUCGUGCCACAGCUACAAGGUGACUGUGCCGAGGGAGUGUGAGGACAGCAUGCUGCAUUUUACCUGAGUGUCCACACGGGGGAGCUGGAACACCUGCACAACAGGAACUGUUACUUAGUUUUCUUUUUACUUAACAAGUGAUGGAAUGUAACUAAAUACAUUUACUCACUGCUUUGUCUGACAGCU
This is a messenger RNA of Chelmon rostratus (copperband butterflyfish), 1145 nucleotides long. RefSeq names its product protein phosphatase 1, regulatory subunit 3Db (gene ppp1r3db). Gene Ontology annotation, cellular component: protein phosphatase type 1 complex. Gene Ontology annotation, molecular function: protein phosphatase 1 binding; glycogen binding. NCBI's taxonomy places the organism in Eukaryota, Metazoa, Chordata, Actinopteri, Chaetodontiformes, Chaetodontidae. The coding region runs from base 103 to 1026 and encodes 307 amino acids. Gene Ontology annotation, biological process: regulation of glycogen biosynthetic process. The record is from RefSeq and is a predicted model, not a curated record. The transcript has 2 exons.